AUGGAAGACUUGGAGGAAAAAUGGAAGGACCUGAAGCUAAGAGACGAGGAAAAAAUGGUGAUAGAGAUUGAUGAAGAGGUACCGAGUGAUUUGUUGAUAAAAGAACAGAGGACUCUACUCGAGAAAUUCUGCUCAAAUCGGUUGAUUAGCAAGGAGGUGGUGGAAAACACAUUGGCCAAAGUCUGGAGAAUCAGCAAGCAAGCUCAGUUCACUGAGGUGAGUCCCAAUAUCUUUGCUAUUGUGUUAGACAAUAUUGCUAAUAAACAGAAGGUUUGGUCAGGCCGACCAUGGCUGUUUGAUAAUCAGUUAUUAGUAUUAAAGGAAUUUGAUGGUUUUACGCCAUUAAAACAAGUGAACUUCAACUCUGAAAGUUUUUGGGUAAGGUUUCAUAACUUGCCGCUGUCUUGUAUGAUGGAAGUACGUGGAGAACAGAUUGGAAGCACAGUGGGUAGAGUGGAAAGAGUGGAUGUGCAGGAAGAUGGUAGUGGUUGGGGGAAGUUCUUGAGGGUUCAGAUUCACAUAGAUCUUAACCAACCCCUAACAAGAGGGAGAACUCUGAUGGUUAAAGGCAAAGACAUAUGGAUUCCCUUUAGCUAUGAAAAAAUGCCUAGAAUAUGCUUCUUGUGUGGUUGUAUAAAGCAUGGGCAAGAUGAGUGUAAAGAAGGGGGAAGUCAGGCUGGGGGUGAUAAUCAGUAUGGCCAGUGGUUGAGGGCUACGCAGGUUUACAGAAAUAACUUCUUUAUGAAUGUACCAAAGAGAAGUGAAGAGGGGAAUAAGUGGUGGAAGGAGAAGGAGUACAGGCAUCAAGGUGAAGGAAGUAGGGGAAGUAACAAAGAAGAGGGAUGUAGGGAUGGGGAAGGAAGUAUUGAAGGAAUGGGGAAUAAUGGGAAGGAACAGGAGAGUGUGACUAAGGGGAGUGAAAAAACAAAGGAGGGGGAGGAUGGGGUAGAUUUAGACAUGGGCAGUGAUGUUGAGGGGGGAAAUGAAAAGGAAACAAUAGCUAUUGAUUUGAAUGACAAAGAAGAAAAGAUGGAGAAUGGGUUACAGGAAGUUGAAGUUCAGCUAGAGAUUAUGGGGAAGAAGAUGGAUAGUGAACUGUGGAAUAAGGAAGAGGGUGAAAGGGUAAAGAGAAGCAAGAAAGGAAAAAUAGUUCAAGAUCUCUGCUCUAUGACAGAGAGAAAUAAGCCCAACUUAGUUUUCAUCAUGGAAACUAAGCUUAGAUAUAUGAAAAGUGAAAGCAUAAAGAGAAGGAUAGGCAGUGAAGGGUGUUUUACAGUUGAGGCAGUGGGAAAAGGGGGUGGUUUAAUUCUGUUAUGGGACUCAAGUCUGAAUCUGGAAAUUGUAAACUACUCACAAGGGCACAUUAGUGCUUGGGUGAUGGAGGAGGCGGCGAGUAAAUGGCUACUUAUAUGCUUCUAUGGGGCACCUGAAACUACAAAAAGAAAAGAUACAUGGUCAAUGCUUAAAAGUUUGAAACCAAAGGGUGAUGAGGGGUGGAUGAUAGUAGGGGACUUUAAUGAAAUAUUGACAGAAGAUGAGAAGUGGGGAGGGAAGGCUAGGCCCGAGAGCCAAAUGGAGCUGUUUAGAGAAGUGAUGAGCGAGAGUGAUUUGCAGGAUUUGGGAUGGAGGGGAGAAAAGUUCACGAGGAGUAAUUCACAUACUGAUUCAACCUUUACAAAAGAAAGAUUGGAUAGAGCUGUGGCAAACUCCAAAUGGAUGGAAAUGUACAAUGAGGCCUGGGUGGAUGUGUUGGUGGCCAGAACCUCGGAUCAUAAGCCACUACUAGUCCACUUGAUUAAACAAGAUAAAAGGGGAGACACUCAAGGUAGGCAGAAGGCAAAAAACUUUAAAUAUGAGGCAAGUUGGGCUUUAGAGGAUGAAUGUGAGAUGGUGUUAAGAAGAGCAUGGGGUAAUAAUGGAUCACUGAAUCAAAAUGUCAUAGGCUUGCUGAAUAAUAGUAAAAGGGCCUUCCAGGUCUGGAGCAAGAUGAAGAAACAGAGGAAUGGGAAAGAAGUGGAAGAAAAAACAAAGCUUUUACAGAGACUACAAGCUGAGGAAAGCAGUGAAAAUGUGGAGGAGAUCAGGAAACUAACUACAGAACUGCAUGCCUUGCUAGAAAAAGAGGAUCUCUGGUGGAAACAAAGGGCAAAAACAAACUGGUACAAGCAUGGAGAUAGAAAUACAAAGUAUUUCCAUGCUUGUGCAAAUCAAAGGAGGAAAAGAAACUUUAUUAACGAAGUGGAAGAUGAUAACAACAAUAUGGCUUGUGGAUACAUUCAGGUGGAAGAAGCUUUCAGGAAGUAUUUUGGCAAUGUUUUUCAGUCUACACAGCCAAGCAAGGCUGAAAUUGAAGCUUGCCUGGUGGGUAUGGACAGAAGAGUUACUGAGGGGAUGAAUGAGAGGUUGACAAGAAGGUUCACAGUAGUAGAAGUGGAGAAAGCAGUGAAACAGAUGGCACCUUUGAAAGCACCAGGCCCAGAUGGGUUUGGACUGUGCUUUUAUUGGGCCUGGUUCAAAGGUGCCCUAGCUGAGAUAAUUUCUCCAAAACAAAGUGCCUUUCUGCCGGGUAGACUGAUUAAUGACAAUAUUAUGGUGGCCUACGAACUUCUACACUCAAUGAGAAAUAGAAAGAAGGAGAAAGUGGGAAGCAUGGCUAUGAAGCUAGACAUGUCAAAGGCUUAUGAUCGAGUUGAAUGGCAGUUUUUGGAGGCUGUGUUGUUUAAGCUUGGGUUCUGCACUCAAUGGGUGGAUUUAGUGAUGAAGUGUGUUAAAACAGCUUCAUAUUCUGUGCUAAUCAAUGGUACUCCUGGUAAAAAAUUUUGGCCUUCAAGAGGGUUGAGACAAGGGGAUCCUUUGUCACCCUAUCUGUUCAUUGUUUGUGCUGAGGGAUUAAGUAGUCUAUUGGAUUAUUAUGAGAAGAGGCAAAUGAUAAAAAGGGUGCAAGUGGCUCGAGGAGGGACAAGCAUCAAUCAUCUGCUUUUUGCAGAUGAUUGCAUCUUAUUUGGCAGGACAAAAAUUGAAGAAUGGAGGAGAAUUCAAAGGGCUCUGCAAGUAUAUGAAAAGGCAUCAGGGCAAUUUCUUAAUAAAGAAAAAACUGCAGUUUUUUUCAGCAAAAACUCUCAUCCUGUUGACAAACAAGCUAUAAAGGAAGCUGGCCAGAAUUUAGUGUGUGGCAUAUAUGAAAAAUACUUAGGCCUUCCUGCUAUUGUAGGAAGGUCCAAGUUUAACACUUUCAGAAGUUUAAAGGAAAGGAUUUGGCAGAAAAUAGUUAGCUGGAAAAAUAAGUUUCUAUCCCAAGUUGGGAAAGAGGAGGAAAGAGGAAUGAUAUGGAGGAACUGGGAAAGGCUGAGUGUGCAGAAAGGAAGAGGGGGUAUGGGCUUUAGGGACUUGGAAAGCUUUAACACAGCUCUCCUUGCUAAACAAGAAUGGAGGAUUCUAAAGUAUCCCCUUAACCUGGCAACAGUAAUUUUCAGAGAGAAAUAUUUCAGAAAAGAGAGUUUUAUGGAGGCAAAGUUGGGAUCACAACCAUCCCUAAUAUGGAGAAGCAUAUGGUCAGCCAGAAACCUUUUGAAAGAAGGAUUGAGAUGGAGAGUAGGGGAUGGGAAGGAGAUUAAAAUAUGGGGAUCAAAGUGGGUGCCAAGUCCUAUCUCUUAUGCUGUUCAAUCCCCAGUGAAGUUAUUGAAAGAAGAUGCUAAAGUUGAGGAGCUGAUUAAUGUGCAGAAAGGUGAAUGGGAUGAAGCCAAGAUUCGAGCAAUUUUUGUACCAGAGGAAGCUGAAAAAAUACUUAGUGUACCUUUGAGCAGUAGAGGAACAAAGGAUAAGCUGAUUUGGGGUCCAUCUAAAAAAGGAAUUUUCUCAAUUAGAAGUGCUUAUUUCUUACUUCUGGAACUAAGGGAAAGGAAUCAAGGAGAAUGUUCAGUAGAAGAGAGGAAUGAUGAUAGGUGGAACAAAAUUUGGGAGCUGAAGGUACCAGGGGUGACAAAACUAUUCAUAUGGAGAGCUGCAAAUAAUUUGCUACCCACAAAAGAAAAUCUGUAUAAGAGGAAGGUUAUUGAAGAAAAAAGCUGUCUUAUGUGUGAGGUAGAAGAAGAAACAAUUAUGCAUGUGUUAUGGGAGUGCCCAGCAGCAAACAACCUGUGGGGAAAUGAUGAAAGUUGUGUUAAAAAGUGGGCCAGAUCUGAGUCGAAUUUUAUGUCUCUUUGGGAGAAACUCAUGGACAGACUACAUAAGAACCAGUUGGAGGAGAUGACAGUUUUAUUGAGAAAAGUGUGGCUGAGGAGAAAUGACUGGAUUUUUGAAAAGAGAAUGGCUUGUCCAAAGAAUUCAUUUAGUGCUACAAAAGCAGCUCUACAUGAAUUUCGUGACUCACAAGGGAAGAGAAUGGGAAUAGGGAUUAUGAUAAGGGAUGAACAAGGUGAGGCUAUGGUAACAGUGUGUGAUCAAAAGCCUAAUGUGAUCGAAGUAGCAGUAGCAGAAAGCAUAGCACUGAGAAAAGCAGUAGAGAUAUGUGCAGAUAUCUUAACAUACAAAGGGCCAUUUUUGAAGGGGAUGCAAAGAUAG
This is a messenger RNA of Carya illinoinensis, 4560 nucleotides long. RefSeq lists its product as uncharacterized. The coding region runs from base 1 to 4560 and encodes 1519 amino acids. The transcript is spliced from 5 exons. The record is from RefSeq and is a predicted model, not a curated record. NCBI's taxonomy places the organism in Eukaryota, Viridiplantae, Streptophyta, Magnoliopsida, Fagales, Juglandaceae.